ACAACAACGGUUGUUAUCAUUUGAAGCUAAAGGCAAAGCGAGUGGCCAGAGAAGCACGCGAGGCAUCUGAAGAAGAGAGAGGCAUGGCGUCCGCUCUAGCUUUUGCAAGUUCUUUCAACGUCCUCUCCCAGACUCUCCAUUUCCGAAAGAACAAACAAACACAUCGUCGUCCCUCUCUUUGUGUCUCUGUUUCCGCUUCUCUGGAAGCUCUCAUAUUCGACUGCGAUGGAGUCAUUCUAGAAUCAGAGCAUCUCCAUCGCCAAGCUUACAAUGACGCUUUUGCUCAUUUCAGCGUCUCUUGCUCCCCUUCCCAAACUCUCAACUGGUCUCCUGACUUCUACGAUGUUCUCCAGAACCAAAUUGGCGGCGGCAAACCCAAAAUGCGAUGGUACUUCAAGGAGCACGGUUGGCCUUCUUCAACAGUAUUCCGGACUUCUCCUCAGGACGAUGAGAGCCGUGCCCAGUUAAUCGAUACUCUUCAGGACUGGAAAACUGAAAGAUAUAAAGAAAUUAUCAAAUCUGGAACAGUGCAACCUCGACCUGGAGUCCUGCGGUUGAUGGAUGAGGCCAAGGCUGCUGGAAAAAAGCUAGCUGUUUGCUCUGCAGCAACUAAAAGUUCAGUUAUACUAUGUCUUGAAAACCUUAUAGGAUUGGAGCGGUUUCAAGGUCUUGACUGCUUCCUUGCAGGUGAUGAUGUGAAGGAAAAGAAGCCUGAUCCAUCAAUUUAUGUGACAGCUUCCAAGAUGCUAGGCGUAUCGGAGAAAGAUUGUUUGGUGGUGGAGGAUAGCGUUAUUGGACUACAGGCUGCAACUAAAGCUGGAAUGUCAUGCGUGAUUACAUAUACUUCAUCAACAGCUGACCAGGAUUUUACAGAUUCCUUAGCAAUUUAUCCGGAUCUGAGUAACGUCAGAUUAAAAGACUUGGAAUUCUUGCUUCAAAAUACCGUCGCUGCCAGUUAGAAAUCCCGCAUAUUGCUGGCGAAAAAAUGACAAGAAUUAUGCGGCUUUGUUAAAUUUCAGCUGUUGCAUAUUAAACCGUCAUUCAAAGGUAUUAAUUUCUUUUUUGCAAUCAAAGAAGAAAGGAAAAUCCAAUAAUUCAUGUGUUUAUCCUUGAGAAGAAAACAGAAACUCAUAAAAGGAAAUCUGCCGAUUCUGUAUUUAUUUAAUUUUAGGAGCAGUUAUGAAUGUAUAGAAAUUAUGAGGAGGGAUUGUACCGA
This is a messenger RNA of Mercurialis annua (annual mercury), 1216 nucleotides long. Its product is annotated as haloacid dehalogenase-like hydrolase domain-containing protein At4g39970. The record is from RefSeq and is a predicted model, not a curated record. Lineage: Eukaryota; Viridiplantae; Streptophyta; Magnoliopsida; Malpighiales; Euphorbiaceae. Gene Ontology annotation, molecular function: hydrolase activity. The coding region runs from base 84 to 959 and encodes 291 amino acids. The transcript has 10 exons.